AUGAAGGUGGAGGAGUUACCGAUUGGGGUCCCGAGAAUCCAAACCGCGCGGCGCGCGCCGCGGGCGGAGGACGCGGCGAUGGGUACGUUCGGAAACGGGGCGAGUCCGAGUGAGAGUGAGACCGUGGGGACGCCGGGAACAGGGAUGGAGGGGGCGCAGUGGAUUGAGCGCUCGCGGAUGAGACGAGAGCGUUCGGGGUUGAAGUCGCGGACGGAGUCGAGCGAGACGGACUCGGAGCGGAGCUCGGAGGGCGAUAACCUCACGCUGCGCUCGAUCGAGCCCAAACCCGUGAACGAAAGGGUGACAAAUGUUAAGGCGACCGCGCGGCGACACGACUCUAGGACGUCGGCCUACCGAGGCGUUUCCUUGCUGAGGCAGACAGGGAAGUUCCACGCGCAAAUCAACGUGCAGAGAAAGCAACUACAUCUCGGGUUCUUUUUCAGCGAAGAGGAAGCGGCCAGAGCGUACGAUCGCGCAGCGAUAUUCAAAGCAUCAGUUGAGGGCGGAGCGAUCUGCACGAACAUGGACAUCAACGAUUACAAGGAUGAGAUCCCCAUGCUUCAGUCGUUGACGCAGCGGGAACUGCUCGAGUUACUUCACAAGAUGAAAGUGAAGAGUAACGAGGCCUCGGCGCCAAAUUCCCCGAGGAAGGCUUCAAAGCCGAGGGCUAAGAGUUUGCAGCGCGAAUGUCGCACCAGUCACAGUGAACAUUCCGAGACGGAACACGUGACCAUAAGGGUGGAUGCCGCCGAACCGCCUUCCAGUCCUCGUUUUGAUGCGCUGAGCACCGCUGUGGGAUUUGUGGAGCAUAGUCGAGAGCUUAGCGUGGGGAGAAUCGCCGCAUCGGUUCAAAUCAUAAGUAAUACGUGUCCGACGGUCGUCGAUAUGCACGUCAGUAAGCGACGAAGAACGAGGAUUUGGCCGAGACAAGCGCCCGCAGCCGCUUAA
This is a messenger RNA of Ostreococcus tauri, 948 nucleotides long. Its product is annotated as DNA-binding domain. The transcript has a single exon. The record is from RefSeq and is a predicted model, not a curated record. Gene Ontology annotation, molecular function: DNA-binding transcription factor activity; DNA binding. NCBI's taxonomy places the organism in Eukaryota, Viridiplantae, Chlorophyta, Mamiellophyceae, Mamiellales, Bathycoccaceae. Gene Ontology annotation, biological process: regulation of DNA-templated transcription. The coding region runs from base 1 to 948 and encodes 315 amino acids.